UUUUCUAAAAAGAAUUAAAUCCCAUUCUCUCCUUUCUAUUAUACCCUUCGCCCUUUAACCUUCUUUCUCUCUCUCUCCCUUUCUUUGUUUUCCAAGAUAUAGGAGGAUAUAGCACACAGCAGCUAUGUCCUCUCAAUCAUAAGCAGAAAAUUAGAAAAAGAGAAAUAGAAAAAAAGCGUGUAAGAAUUAAAUUCCUUUGCCAAACAUCAAGAAAAAUAAAGUAGGGGGAACUGGAAACGUGCUCCAAAGGAGACAAGUUUUGCUUUACUUGGUUUUUUUUUUUUUUGUAUUGUAAAUCUCGCUAGAAUUUCGUGUGGUGGGGGUGUUUGACAAGUGGGGAAGACGGUGGAACCAGAACCCAGCUUUGUGAUGGGAAUAAGACCAUCACCACAACAACAGGAGAGAUGACAUGGUGCAAUAACCCAGAUGAUGAUGCUAGAGCUAUAAAGUUAGUUGCAGCAGCCACUAAAGAACCCUCUCUCGCCGUCGCUGCCACCUCAGCCGCUUCCUACACCAAAAUCCAUGAAAUCCAAACCAUUAUUUGCCCUUCAUGUGGUUUUAACAUACCCUACCAAGAUCAGACGGGAAUUCAUGAUUUGCCAGGGUUACCAGCCGGAGUGAAGUUUGAUCCAACUGACCAAGAAAUUUUAGAGCAUUUAGAGGCCAAAGUAAUAUCUGAUCUGCGCAAGCUUCAUCCGUUGCUUGAUGAGUUUAUUCCAACACUGGAAGGAGAAAAUGGGAUAUGCUAUACUCAUCCUGAGAAGUUGCCGGGAGUAAGCAAAGAUGGCCAAAUUAGACACUUCUUCCAUCGACCCUCCAAGGCGUACACAACCGGGACAAGGAAGAGAAGAAAAGUUCACACGGAUGAAGAGGGAAGCGAAACAAGGUGGCAUAAAACAGGCAAGACCCGAGCAGUUUCGGUUGGUGGGGCAGUGAAGGGUUUCAAAAAGAUCUUAGUGCUCUACACCAACUAUGGCAGGCAAAGGAAGCCUGAGAAGACUAACUGGGUGAUGCAUCAAUAUCACCUCGGCAACAAUGAAGAAGAGAAAGAUGGAGAGUUGGUGGUUUCCAAAGUUUUUUACCAAACUCAACCGAGACAAUGCGGUCCCGGUAGUGUCAAGUAUACGCUCGACCGAAAGCUUAAAACCCGAAGCCGGCUGCACCAAAGUCCUAAUCCUAUGGCUAAGAGCAGUGGCAGCCGGGGUCUUUUUGAGCAUAACAAUCCACCUUUUAUUCCAUACGAUGAUGGGAGUCACCAUAAUAGGGAAAGCCCACCUCAGCUCAUCCCAAAUUUGGUUGUUCAAGGUGAUGGAUCCUCGUUUAUUCGAUUAACCUCGGAUACAAGCAAAGGGAGAGUUGAAAGAAAAUAGCAAUGGAAAGAUGAGCAGCUACGACAAGGACUUAUGCGGUUGUUGCUGUUGCCAUGUAACAGUCAAAUAAAUUAAAGAGUCGGAUGCUUUGGGAAGAUUUGCCCAUGAGACCACGCUCUUGAUCGCAAACGACUAAACAAGGGAGAUUGCUGGCAUUUGCAUAAUAUUUAUAUAUAUUUUUUACCUUAUUUUAUCCACUUAUAAGGUUUGAUGACUUAUAUAUAUAUAUAGUAGGAUUGCACAGAUAUGACUGCCAUAAAACUUCUAGUAAUAGUCCCUACUGAUUAAUAAUUAGGUUUAUCAUUAUCAUAUGUAUAUGUACCUUUUUCAUUCUAUCAUGGAUUCUUUUCUUCUUUUUUUGUUAUUGUAAAUCUGAAUCCUCCAUCCUGAGUUUGUUCUCAUCCCCAUUUCUGGAUUAAUCAUAUAUCUAUAUGGAUUAUUUUUUUGUUCUUUCGUGAA
This is a messenger RNA of Gossypium raimondii (Peruvian cotton), 1829 nucleotides long. Its product is annotated as NAC domain-containing protein 73. The coding region runs from base 405 to 1370 and encodes 321 amino acids. The record is from RefSeq and is a predicted model, not a curated record. Gene Ontology annotation, biological process: regulation of DNA-templated transcription. NCBI's taxonomy places the organism in Eukaryota, Viridiplantae, Streptophyta, Magnoliopsida, Malvales, Malvaceae. Gene Ontology annotation, molecular function: DNA-binding transcription factor activity; transcription cis-regulatory region binding. Gene Ontology annotation, cellular component: nucleus. The transcript is spliced from 3 exons.